ACUUGGGGUAGUAAAAUGGAUAUAUCGGUAGACCUGAGCAGCAGAAUCAGGAGCGGAGGGGCCUUGGAAUUAUGUUAUUGUCACUACUUAUGUAAUCGUCCUCGUUAUUCUCCACCACCAUCAAGAAGAGAAGUUCUCUACAGAGGCUGCCAUGCAGAAAGGAGUUACAAUAAGCUACUUAGUGGGAGAAAGCUAAUGUCUAAAAUGGCUAGUUCUGAAGUGAAGGAAGCAGCAUCAGACUCCACUGCUGGGAAAAUGAUAUUUGAGCCCAUCUUGGAGGAUGGAGUUUUCCGGUUUGAUUGCUCUGCAAACGAUAGAGAUGCAGCAUAUCCAAGUCUUUCAUUUAUGAAUAGCAACGACAGGGAUGUACCAAUCAUGAGUAACAAGGUUCCUUUGUAUAUCCCUUCUUUUGAGUUCCUUUUGGGACAGCAGCUUGUCAAACUUGAGCUUCCUGUUGGUACCUCAUUUUAUGGAACUGGAGAAGUUAGCGGGCAGCUAGAGCGAACAGGAAAAAAAGUUUUUACAUGGAACACAGAUGCAUGGGGUUAUGGUCCUGGAACUACAUCCUUGUACCAAUCACAUCCUUGGGUGCUGGCUGUUCUUCCAAAUGGGGAGGCAUUGGGAAUUCUAGCUGACACGACAAGGCGCUGUGAGAUUGAUCUAAGGAUCAAAUGCAGAAUUCAGUUUAAUGCUCCAGCCUCAUUUCCUGUUAUUACAUUUGGUCCAUUUCCUUCACCCAGUGCAGUUUUGACAUCUUUAUCUCAUGCAAUUGGAACUGUUUUUAUGCCUCCAAAAUGGUCUUUAGGCUAUCACCAAUGCCGUUGGAGCUAUGACUCUGAGGAGAGAGUUCUUGAGGUUGCAAGAAAGUUUCGGGAGAAGGGUAUACCUUGUGACGUGAUAUGGAUGGAUAUCGAUUACAUGGAUGGCUUUCGUUGUUUCACUUUUGACAAGGAGCGUUUCCCAGAUCCAAAGUCUUUGGUGAAAGAUCUCCACCAUAUUGGUUUCAAGGCAAUAUGGAUGCUUGACCCAGGGAUUAAACAUGAAAAGGGUUACUUUGUUUAUGAUAGUGGGACUGAACAUGAUGCUUGGAUACAGGAAGCAAAUGGGAUGUAUUUUGUUGGGGAUGUGUGGCCAGGGCCUUGUGUUUUUCCUGAUUUUACACAGUCAAAAAUUCGUUCUUGGUGGGCGAAUUUAGUUAGAGAUUUCAUUUCUAAUGGUGUCGAUGGUAUAUGGAAUGAUAUGAAUGAGCCAGCUAUUUUUAAGGCUGUAACAAAAACAAUGCCUGAGAGCAACAUUCACCGGGGUGAUAAUGAACUUGGUGGUCAUCAAAGUCAUGCACACUAUCACAAUGCAUAUGGGAUGCUAAUGGCAAGAUCAACUUAUGAAGGGAUGGAACUAGCUGAUAAAAGAAAGCGCCCCUUUGUUCUAACCAGAGCUGGAUUUAUUGGGAGUCAAAGGUAUGCUGCAAUGUGGACAGGAGAUAACCUUUCCAAUUGGGAGCACCUUCACAUGUCCAUCUCCAUGGUACUUCAAUUGGGCCUAAGUGGUCAGCCCCUAUCAGGACCUGAUAUUGGUGGGUUUGCUGGAAAUGCAACACCCAAACUUUUUGGACGUUGGAUGGGCUUUGGUGCUAUGUUUCCAUUCUGUCGUGGGCACUCAGAGACUGACACCAUUAACCAUGAACCAUGGUCAUUUGGUGAAGAGUGUGAAGAUGUGUGUCGCCUUGCAUUGAGAAGGCGUUAUCGCCUCAUACCACACAUAUACACUCUUUUUUAUAUGGCACAUACUAGAGGUACUCCUGUGGCAACUCCUGCAUUUUUUGCUGAUCCUAAAGAUCCCAAUUUGAGGACGCUUGAGAGUUGCUUCCUUUUGGGCCCACUUUUAGUCUAUGCAAGCACGAUGCCAGAUCUGGGGUCUGAUAAAUUGCAGCUCUUGUUGCCUAAAGGAAUUUGGUUGAGCUUUGAUUUUGACGAUUCGCAUCCGGAUUUACCAGCUUUAUAUUUGCAAGGUGGAUCUAUUAUACCUGUGGGUCCUCCUCUUCAGCAUAUUGGUGAAUCUAAUCCAUCAGAUGAUUUAACACUUAUCCUAGCUUUAGACAAUUAUGGGAAAGCUGAAGGUGUUCUCUUUGAAGAUGAUGGUGAUGGAUAUGGAUUUACUAAAGGUGAAUAUCUUUUAACUCACUAUGUUGCGGAGCUUAAAUCUUCAGUGAUCACUGUCAGAAUAUCUGAGACUAAAGGAGUAUGGAAGAGGCCAAACCGUCGUCUACAUGUUCAACUCUUGAUUGGUGAAGGUGCAAUGCUUGAUGCGUGGGGCAUAGAUGGAGAGGUUCUACAAAUAGAAAUGCCUUCUGAAACUGAGGUGUCUAAGCUGAUAUCUACUAGAAAAGUGCAUAAUAAAAUGCAUCUAGAAAGCGUUAAGCUUAUUCCAAAUGUGGAAGAUGUUUCUGGACACAAGGGAGGAGAACUUUCAAGGACUCCGAUUGAGCUGGAAAAUGGUGAUUGGUCACUGCAAAUAGUACCCUGGAUUGGGGGUAGAAUUAUUUCCAUGGUUCAUGUUCCCUCAGGAAGACAAUGGCUUCAUAGCAGGGUUGAAAUUAAUGGAUAUGAAGAGUAUGGUGGUACUGAGUACCGGUCUGCUGGAUGUUCUGAGGAAUACCAUGUCAUCCAGAGAGAUGUUGAGCAUGCAGUAGAGGAGGAAUCAGUUCUGUUAGAAGGUGAUAUUGGUGGUGGCUUAAUCCUUCAGCGGCAGAUAACCAUACCCAAAGAUAAUCCAAAGGUUUUCCGGGUUGAAUCUAGUAUUUUGGCUCGCAAAGUUGGUUCUGGUUCUGGUGGAUUUUCAAGGCUGGUUUGCUUGAGAGUUCAUCCAACUUUCUCUCUCUUGCACCCAACAGAAAGUUUUGUAGCAUUUACCUCCAUUGAUGGCUCUAAGCAGGAAGUUUGGCCAGAAUCUGGAGAACAACUUUAUGAAGGGAAUCUUCUGCCUAAUGGUGAAUGGAUGCUCGUUGAUAAAUGUCUUGGUCUGGGGCUUAUCAAUCGAUUUAAUGUUCGUGAUGUCUAUAAGUGCCUCAUCCACUGGGGAACAGGGACAGUAAACUUGGAGCUGUGGUCUGAAGACCGUCCUGUUUCUAAACAAUCACCUCUUAGGGUAUUUCACGAGUAUGAGGUGAUGGAAAUCCCAUAAUUGGUCAUACUCGUUAUGCAUUGAUAGUUGAGUUUGUAAGGGAGUUUGUAAGUGUAUUGAUAGUAUAAGAUGUAAUUUUGGAUGGUUUUAUUGGAAGUUUUGGUUUUAAUAAUAAAUUUCCUUUUAUAUA
Molecule: messenger RNA, 3310 nt
Organism: Theobroma cacao (cacao)
Lineage: Eukaryota; Viridiplantae; Streptophyta; Magnoliopsida; Malvales; Malvaceae
Gene: HGL1
Product: heteroglycan glucosidase 1
Biological process (GO): carbohydrate metabolic process
Molecular function (GO): hydrolase activity, hydrolyzing O-glycosyl compounds; carbohydrate binding
Source: RefSeq, a predicted model, not a curated record